AAGCGAGGCCCACGGGUCGUCCUAUCUCUCCCCUGUCUCUGGUUCGUGGCUGAGGCAGAUCGCAUCUUGCUUCGCGACGGUGGCGGCAUAGAGCCAUCCUUCGAUUUCGAUGAACUACGUGGACUAACGACCCUCCGCGUGCUUGCGAGGGUGACAAGCCCCCACCAGCCCAAGUGCUUGAUGCGCCCAAGCGAAACAGCAGGUCUGUACCCGAUGCCUCUCGCGAUCUAGAUUUGGAGGAGGGGUCGCCUCCCGUUCCGUCCCGGGCAGCGGAUGUGGAGGGGGGAGAGAGAGAGAGGAGCGAGGGAGAAGCAUAGAGGAUUCUGCCGGCAGUAUUGCUCAGAAUGGGGACAAAGGAGGAGGCUAUUUUGGUUCUUUGAUUGAUCCAAUCCUUCCUACGCCCAUAAUUUUCUCGGACACAAAUUUCACAUCUAGCUGCGGCCAUGGGAUGUUCGGCAGGGACUCCGACAGGGUCUCUUUUGGCCGUUCCACGGGCCGAUGUGCUCACAAAUACACAUCUACUCUAUCGACUGAAGUCCUAGCCCAAUUAUUCCUUUCAUUGCUUGACAUUGCAGUCUUGCCGUUGUGCCAAAGUCAUCAGAAUCUCGCCGUUCUGCCAACCUCGCCGGAAUUUCUCCAUACUGCUGACUUCGCCAAAAUUACGUCCGCCCGUGCUCUAGCUGUUAAAGAGGAGAAUAAAGGAUGGAAGAUGGCAUCAGAGGAGGAUGCUGAAGCUGGUAGAUCAAUUGAGCAAGAGUUCCUCACUCAUGCUACACCUUCAGGAUUUGCGUCGCACCAGUUCGAGGGCUUCGAAGCCAUGCUGCUGCUGUUGUCCUCUUUGCCGUUGCGCACAUAUAUGAUUCUGGCUCACGGAGUAGGACUCUCUGACUCUGGCUCCUCUGUCGAUAUAGGGAGGUCACACCUAGCCUGUUCUGCAAGGUCAAAAGGAAGAAUAUCUCUGGUUGCACAGCCCUACAGGGGAACAAAUGGAUUUUUGUGCUCCGUCGGGUCAACACCACUGAGUUGGUUCACGAAUUCACCAAAUUGUGGUUGUUGAUCAGAGAGGUGCAAAUACCAAACACAGGCCAAGGUGUCGUCUCUUCACGUUGGACAGCGGAUGGAAUCUAUAUAGCGCGCUCAACCUACAGGGCAAUGUUCUGGGGCUCAUACUUGGGCACUUGCUCUCAAACUUUCUGGAAGGCUGAAAACAAAGUAAAAAAAUUAUGUUGGCCCUUGUCGCUUGGGAGGAUUCUGCCCGCGGACAAGCUGAUCCGGAGAGGAUGGCAAGGAAGCGAGAUUUGUUUGAUGUACGGUUCGCAGAAGGAGUCGGCGGAGCAUCUUCUUCUGAACAGCUGUUUCGCUCGCCAAGUUUGGAGGAGGAUCGCGGCUUGGUCUGGUUUCAAGACAUUAUCACCUGAAGAUGGCCUCCGGGAGGACAUGGUUUACUCCUGGUAGCUGGAGCUAAUGGUGUGUAUGCUUCCAAAUGUUGAUAUAAGGAAGAUGUUAUUCUGAUCAA
Molecule: messenger RNA, 1516 nt
Organism: Triticum urartu
Lineage: Eukaryota; Viridiplantae; Streptophyta; Magnoliopsida; Poales; Poaceae
Source: RefSeq, a predicted model, not a curated record